This is a messenger RNA of Vigna unguiculata (cowpea), 807 nucleotides long. NCBI's taxonomy places the organism in Eukaryota, Viridiplantae, Streptophyta, Magnoliopsida, Fabales, Fabaceae. The record is from RefSeq and is a predicted model, not a curated record.
ACAAAUUAAAAAAUUCAAAAAAAGAGUCAAAUAAAAGAUCUUAGUGGAUUAAUUAGAGUCCCUUGACUUUGACGAGAACAAGAUCUAAUUAUACAUUCCUAAUAUUAUUAUAUAUGCCUUCAAUUAGUUGAUGUAAGGAAAAGUGAUGCAAAAUCUUUAAAGCGGAUAUUAAUUAUGUUACCCGUGUUUCUUCCCUAGGAUGGACGCGGUCACCUCAAGAAACGUAAUUUUCUACUCCUUGCUGCAAGAGAUCCACGCCUCCGGAAAUGAAAUUUCCGUCACCGUCACGGCCAACGCCUCCGCCGUUCGAGAUUGGCUCACCGCAGCGCUCUAUUCCAGCCGCUACUACGUUCACCUCAAGCGCCUGGUCGUCGGUCUCAGCGUCCAUUGGACUCUCAGCGGCGCCAAUUUAAAUACUCCGGUGCACACUCUGCAGCUCCUCAUUGGCCGCCGCAUCCUCAUCUUCCAACUGGCUCACGCGACAACUGUGCCGAAUAAACUCCGCACGUUCCUCCUAAAUCCUUCGCACACCUUCGUCGGCUUGUCGAACUUCUGGGAUCCGCAGAAGCUGUUAUGUUCGAGGCACCGUCUGCGGAUGGCGAGGGCUCCUGUGGAUCUGGUGCUGUACGUGAAUUCUCUGCUCCGUGGACGCCUACCUAAGGAGAUCGUGAUAGAGAGAUGUCUUGGUUGAGCGACGGUUUGAGGUGGCCGAAAGCGAUUGGCAAAACGAAAAUCUUAGCGACGAUCAAAUCGUUUUUGCGACGGUUCGUGCUUUAUGUGCGUUCCUUAUCGGGUUGAGAUACAGGG